GUGUGGAGCAGCAGCAUCAGAAAACAAGCUCGCACCUCUGAUCCUCGUGGACCCGAGAUGUGAGAGUGUUUUGUUUAAAUUCAAACAAAUAACGGGAGGGGAAUUCUCGAUCGUCUCUGUGAUAGAGCGAAGCAGGAGGAGGAUGGAUGCUUGCUCAGUGAGAGGAGAGAGCACGGACGCGAUAGUGAUGGAUGAUUCUCCUUCAGAUGAGAGGGGGGAGAUUCAGGAGGCUUCGCAAAGUGACAUACCAGCCGUUUCUCUGUGUCCUCCUGACAGCUUGUGUUCCGCCGAGGCUCCACUGACAGUCAUCCAGUCUGGGGGGGAGCUAUGUGACAGCUGCAGCAGCCUCGGCAGACCAUCUUCCUCCUGCCAGCUAUAUCAAGGUCCUCGCAUAGUCGGCGCCUACGACUCUCCUCAGCACCAGAGCUGCCCCCACUGCAGCCACCACAGGCCGGUCAGACCAAACACGACGGGUCCCCGCGUGGAAGGAGGAGGAGGAGGAGGCGUGGCGGUGAAAAUGGACCACGGCUGCAGCUCCGCCCGUCAGACGUCGUGCCACGGCGCCGUGAGGUGCCACUGGCUGCACGGGUCACACGAGAGCGGCACACAGAAGGCAACGCAGCGGCAUGUGGUGACAGUAAGGGAUGGAGGACUUAACUGCAUCUUGAGAAAUUACUCCCAGAUGAUAGUGGACUACCCAUUAGCGGUGUUGGUGGGUUGUGCCCUGCUGCUGCUGGGAUGCUCCGUGGCAGGACUGUUCAUUGGUCCACUGCCCGACUUCUCUGACCCACUGCUGGGUUUCGAGCCUCGGGGAACAUACAUCGGAGUUCGUCAGUCCAGCUUGUCCAAGCUGCAGGAGAACACAGGCCUGGGCAAAACGCUGUCUCUUCUACCACAGCAGCUCAGUAAAAGUUUUGGGGCCGUCGUCAGCGGCGACAGCAGUGGUGAUGCCACAAGUCGCAUCAAGAGGAUGCUGGCCAGAGACUCGUCCCCCGACACCUUCCUGUGUGAUGAUCCAGGCGAACAUUUGGCGCAGCUCGUGUUCCGCUCGGAGAACUCAGCCAGCCUCUGGAGCCUGAAGGCCAUCCACGCCAUGUGUGAGAUGGAGGAAUCUAGGAUUCGCUCCCAGGCUCAGUUCCAGGAGCUGUGUCAGCAGCAUGUGAGGGUGGAGGCCGAGGGGACGUCCAGAAGCAGCUGCUGUCCGAGCUGGUCUCUGGGGAAUUACUUGGCUGUUCUCGCUAAUGCGUCCUGCUGCCUCAGCCUCACCUCCCACCAGGUCGCCGAGUCUCUGAACCUCCUCAGGAAGUGUGCUUUGUACUAUCACGAGGGACAUCUGACAGACGACUGCGUCAACAGACCUCAACACGGCGCCUGCUCUUCCGUGCCGCCCUGCUGCAAGCAAUCCCGCGUGGUGUUCCAGAUCCUGCACUUCCUGGUCGAUAAAGACUUCCUCGGCCCGCAGACCGUCGAAUACCAAAUCCCGACCCUUAAGUACAGCCUCCUGUUCUUACCUGUGAACAAAGGGGAGCACAUGAUGGCGAUAUACAUGAACAGUUUUGAAGGCAGGGAGCUGACGUACAAUAACACGACGAUUACCGGCAUGGACUUUGGAAUCAAGGAGUCACUGUUCAAGCAUUACCUUGCAAGAGAUUCAGUCUAUCCCAUCUUAGCAGUUGUUUGUCUUCUUUUCACUAUGGCUCUGUAUCUCCACUCUCUUUUCAUAGUGGCAUUAUCUUUGAUAGCAAUCACAGGUUCCCUCCUGACCUCUUAUUUCUUCUACAAAGUCGUAUUUCGCCUCACUUUUUUCCCGCUGGUCAACCUCACUGCAGCACUGAUUCUUGUGGGAAACUGCUCCCAUCAGGUUUUCAUCUUUGCCGAUUUGUGGAUUCUGCAGUUAUCCCAAAAGCCCCCUGCCUCCCUGGAGAAGAGAGUGCACAGAGCUGUGCAGGAAGUGGGCUAUUUGAUUUUAGCAUCCGGGCUGACUUCCAGUGCAGCGUUUUUCUCCGGCUAUCUCAGCAGCAUCACAGCAAUCAGAUGUUUCUCUGUUUAUCUUGGAAGUGCCUCUUUGAUCAGCUCGCUCCUAGCGCUAGUGUGGCUGCCUUGCUCUUUUGUCUUGCGAGAGCACUACACAGAGACGUCCUCGGCCUCCAUGGCAGUGCAGGGAUGGAGGCCAUGCUGCUCCAAAAAUGCAGGCGGCUUCUGGGAAACGAGCUCACGCAAAAGAUGCCUCUUCACACUUGGCCAGAAGUUGAGAGAAUUAAGACGAGGGCUGACUGACACUUCGAAUUUGCUAUUUCUGAAAAUCGCGCCAUGUGGAGUGGUGAAGUUCCGGUACAUCUGGGUGUGCUGGUUCGCAGUGCUCGCUGCUGGGGGGACGUACAUGUCCUGCAUCGACCCAGGCAUGAAGCUUCCCACCUUGGAAAGCAAGGUCGGCCAGCUCUUCCGCUCGAGUCACCCGUUUGAGAGAUACGACGCUGAAUAUCGCCACAUGUUUAAGUUUGAGAGGCAGAGACAUGGUGAGGAUAAGGCUGUGACAUUGACGCUGGUGUGGGGGAUCAAAGCGACGGAUAACGGGGAUCACUUUAACCCUAAAAGCAAUGGGUCUUUAGUGCUUGACCCAUACUUCAACAUGAGCCGACCAGAUGCUCAGAUCUGGUUAAGGGACCUGUGCGGAAGAGUCCAGAACCAGAGCUUUUAUUCCCCUCCUUCAACCGAGGACAGAAAUAUUAUGACAGACAACGUCUGCCUCAUCAAGCAGCUAAUACACUGGGUGUCCGUCAGACGGUGCUCAGAGAGUGAUGGCGCCCUUCACUUCUGUUGUAAUGACAUCCCUUUCCCCUACCCGCCCAGCGUUUUUGAGAACUGCCUCAGUAUGAUGCUGGCAGAGAAGCAUGCCGAGGGCCAUCUGGCCCACAGUGGAGGCCUGUAUUUCCAGCCAGAUGGCAGGAUAGCUGCCCUCGUGUUGGCAUUCAAAACCACAUACCUCUACAGCUUCAACUAUAGCAGAACCAGUGUUUUGUACAAAGAAAUCCUGACAUGGUUUAACUUAGAAAAAUCGGGCGCACCUCAAGGGCUGGAGAACGUCUGGUUCAUCAGUCAGCUGUCUCUUUUUGAUCUACAGCAGUCUUUAAGUUCAGAGACUCUGGUAGUAGCUGGCUUCUCGGUAGCGGUCACGUUUGCUUUGCUUCUUCUUACCACCUGGAAUAUCCCUCUGAGUAUUUAUGGAACUGUCGCUGUCGGAGGCAGCGUGUUUGUCACAGUUGGCCUCCUGGUUCUUCUUGAAUGGCAGCUGAGCGGCAUGGAGGCUCUGUUUAUAUCAUCAGCCGCGGGACUGUCUGUUGACUUUGUUGCCGACUAUUGCAUAUCAUACAGCUUGGCUCCUCAUUCAGACAAAAUUGGAAAAGUAGCACACUCCACUAAACGGAUGGGGCGUCCAAUAGCGAUCAUUUCGGGAGCAUUUUUUUCCAUGGGGAUCAUCAUGUUGCCUGCAACAGCAUUACUAUUCAGAAAAAUGGGGAUUUUCCUGUUUCUGGUGAAGUGUGUAGCCUGUGGUUUUUCGACCUUCUUUUUUCAGUCCCUGUGUUGCUUUUUUGGCCCGCAAAAAAACUGUGGCACGAUUGCGCUGCCGUGUUUCUCAGAGGAGACUGACGGUGUGCUGUCUUCAUGCUCGGCAGCAGAACCUGGCUCCUCCCCAGCAGCGAACGGGGCUUUUGGCCGAUCUAGAGUGAGGAGGAGUUAUGACAAGGAGUCGGGCGGCUAUCUCUACCCCGACCACCAACGUCAGCAAAGACUGAAGCAAACCAGAGGACGAGGCGGUGACAGGGGACCGGAGCAGUAUGAGCUGCAGCCACUGGCUUACCGGCUCAGCGACAGCUUCGAGAACAGCACCUGCACCAGUAAACUGUCCAACCGGCCGUCGGUGCUCUCUGACGAGAUUGAAUAUUGCGGGAAAGAUACUGGUGCAAACAGCAUGGAUGGCGAGAAUGACGAGAUGUGCAGCCGCCAACAUAAGAUCUGCCAAUCGCCACCAGCCCUACAGACCUCGUCUCCUUACAGAGAAAACACCCUACGGCCUGGAGGACUGGGACAGGAGGACCUUGCUAAGGACAAGCUGCUGUGUAAGACAUGCAGAGUUCAGUCUGGGGUGACAGACUGGGGCAAUACUUCAUUCUCCUCAUCUUCUAGCAUGCAGGACACAAUAAUCAGCAACACAUUGGAGACAACUGAGCAGCCAUCUCUCUGUCAAGAGGAACAAACCUUUGAGGAGUGCCUUCACCACCACUCUAAGAAGGGAUGCCUCUCCUUCCAGUCCCAGAGUUCCUUCGAGGGUCUGGAGGAUUCCUGUGAAACGUGCCUCAGUGACAUUGAGCCAGGACCUUCAGCCAUGCUACAAGAAGGAGAAGGAGAAGGAGAGGAUGUUCAGUUACAACCAGGAUACCUCAACGGGAAGAGAGACACGCUUCGUCUCUCGCUAAAAGAAACUGUUUAUGAGACGUCUAAUAAAGGGCGUACCAGUCAGACUGAGGAGGUGGUCAUUAUACCCAACAGCAAGCCAGACUUACCAGAUGUUUGGAUCAAGAGAGAUGGAAAACGAGAGGACACAUGUUAAGCAUACAAUGUGCGUUAAAUGGAAAAUAUAGUAGCCCAUAGGAAUUACGAAAGGAGCAUACAGUUUUAAU
This is a messenger RNA of Solea solea (common sole), 4679 nucleotides long. RefSeq names its product dispatched homolog 2 (Drosophila) (gene disp2). NCBI's taxonomy places the organism in Eukaryota, Metazoa, Chordata, Actinopteri, Pleuronectiformes, Soleidae. The coding region runs from base 143 to 4609 and encodes 1488 amino acids. The record is from RefSeq and is a predicted model, not a curated record. The transcript is spliced from 10 exons.